Molecule: messenger RNA, 558 nt
Organism: Linum tenue
Lineage: Eukaryota; Viridiplantae; Streptophyta; Magnoliopsida; Malpighiales; Linaceae
Source: the annotation of a GenBank genome assembly
AUGGUACGUCCUCGGCAUGGUGGUUGGGUGUCGCCGCCUUCAGAUAUGGUCCAUUCCCUCUCUCCUCUCUUUCUCUUACCUUGUUCCCACCUUGAGAUCUGCACAGAAGGUCGCCGCCUCUUCCUCUCCUCGGCCUUGGAUUUCGUGAAUCACGAGAAAUUCAUUGUUGAACAGAUCUGGACUAGUGAUCUCGACACCAUCGAUGAAGAUCUUGGCGGCGGAGGGCGAAUCGGUGGUGGACACGGUGAUGCAUUUGUUGGGAUUAAGAGUCUCGACCUUAGUGCCGAAGGCGAGCUUGCGCCUUAUCAAGGGACAGGUUGCCGUCCAAAGGUACGGUGUAGAGCCAACAUCGAUUUCCUCGAACAUGAGAAGCCGACAUUCCCACCGACAGUGAACAUCAAAGAUCUUCACGGCUUCUUCAGAGCACUUGCAGGAGAUAUGCUCGGUGCUGACAAAGUCACGGACAUGCAGCCUCUGAUGGGAGCUGAGGAUUUCUCGUUCUACCAAGAAGUCGUCCCGGGCUACUUCUUCUUUCUUGGCAUGUACAAUGAAACCUAG